Molecule: messenger RNA, 3561 nt
Organism: Parasteatoda tepidariorum (common house spider)
Lineage: Eukaryota; Metazoa; Arthropoda; Arachnida; Araneae; Theridiidae
Source: RefSeq, a predicted model, not a curated record
GUUCUUAUUUAUUUAUAAACAAGUAGUUUCGAAUUCAAAAAUCAUGACUGCUUGUUCGGAUAGAAAUUUUUUAUACACAGUAAUUAAAGAUGCAUCGGCCAGGAAACUUUUUAGUUUAUUAAAUUCAAUUUCUGGAUCAAAGGAUUUGGUACUGGAUAGCCAGCUUAUUUGUUCUCUUGACUAUAUAGCAAAUUUUAGUCAGUUGAAGAGUUGUAAUGUUCAAAAAGUUUUCAAAUUAGAAUCUGGUGCUACUCCUGGAGCUACUGAAAAGUGUGUGUAUGUAAUCAGACCUUCUAUACAAAAUGCAAAGAUCAUAGCUGAUCAUAUUAAUGCAAGUAAAUCAAUUGAAAGCAAUAAAAAAUUUUGGGUAAUACAUGUACCAAGAAAGAAUUUUCGCAGUGAACUUGUUUUAGAAAGAGAAGGUGUUUAUGGUUAUAUAACACAAAUAGAACUGCCAAUUUGCUUUUUUGCUCUUGACAAAGACUUAUUUUCAUUGGAAUUACCAGACUUUUUCAAUGCUUUUUACUUGAAAGGUGAUCUUUCUUACAUACAUACAGCUGCAACUGCUCUUGUACAGUUAUGUAAAAUUUGUGGACCCAUUCCUAAAAUAUUUGGACAAGGAAGAUGUGCAGAGAUGGUUGUUGAUCUAAUGAAACAAAUUUCAGAAGAAACUGUCAAUGAUUCACAACAAACUGACAGGAUAUCCCACCUAAUUAUUCUUGACAGAGAUAUAGACUUUGUUUCUGUACUUCUUUCUCAACUCACCUAUGAAGGAAUGUUAGAUGAAGCAUUUGGAAUAAACAGCAGCCGCAUCAUAUUCCCUAAAGAAGUCACAGGUAAAGAUGAUGCUAUAAAAGUGGUGCUUAAUAGUAAUGAUUUGCAUUUUAAACAAAAUAUAGACUUUGUUUCUGUACUUCUUUCUCAACUUACCUAUGAAGGAAUGUUAGAUGAAGCAUUUGGAAUAAACAGCAGCCGCAUCAUAUUCCCUAAAGAAGUCACAGGUAAAGAUGAUGCUAUAAAAGUGGUGCUUAAUAGUAAUGAUUUGAUCUUUGCAGAAAUUCGAAACUCAUUUUUUGCUAGUGUGUUUGGCGUUCUUAGUAGCAGAGCGAAAGAAUUGCAAACCAAAUCGGAAACUCGAAAUAUGUCUGUAGCUGAUAUGAAAAAUUUUGUGACUAAUGAUAUGAAAAAAAUUCGACAACUGCAGUCUUCAUUAUCAUUACAUAUUGGAGCUUGUGAAGCAAUUAUGGAAAAGAAAAGCCAGGAUAACUUUCAAGAGCAUUUGCAAAUUGAACGAGACAUCAUUGAAAAUCAAAAUGCUAAAGAUUGUAUUGAUUAUAUUGAAGAUUUAAUUAAUCAACAAGAACCAUACACAAUAGCAUUGAGACUAAUGUGUUUGCUUUCAAUCGCUCAAGAUGGGCUUCUCCCAUCAGAGUACAAAUCUCUUGCCACACAAUUUCGUCAAAGUUAUGGGUGUAAGUAUUUGCCUCUUCUUUACAAUUUAAAGAAACUUGGUUUGUUAGUUGAGCAGUCAUCUCUUUUACCAUCUGGACAAACUACAGCAGGCAAAAUUGUAGAAAAGGUUGGAAGAGUUGGAGCUUCUAGAAUUGCAGAAAAAGUAGCAACAGCUGUUACCUUAACAAAAUAUAGCUCUUUUAAAUCCAUUUUACGAAAGUUCAAUUUAAUUCCAAAUGAGCAGGACUCAGAUUUAAGAAAUCCUAAAAGUGUGAGUUAUGUUUUUGGUGGGCGAUAUGUGCCUUUAAUAGCGAGAGUAACAGAACAAGUUAUUGUUCAUGGAUCUCUUAAAAAUAUUGAAGAUGGGAUGAAACUUCUACCUGGAAAAACAAUAAUGAAUUUCCAAGUUGACAAAGAUUCUGGGACUGUGAGGCCUACAACUGAUUUCGUCUCAAAAACCGUUCUAGUAUAUGCAUUAGGUGGAAUUACAUUUGCUGAAAUAGCUGCCCUAAGACAUUUAGGUCAAUUGAAUGGUUGCAGAAUACUUUUAGCUACAACAUCAAUUAUUAAUGGAACGUCUCUUUUAAAAAUGUUCACACCUUCUGAAAAAUAAUUUAUUUUACUAAGUUGUUGCUAACAAGAUCUCCUUUUUAUAUAUGUAUGUUUAGAAUGUGAAAGCUUCUAUUAAAAACUGUUAUGUUUGACAAUGUGAGAACAGACGUGCUUUGCCUUGAAACUCUUUACACCUGAAAGGUGCAUGAGCCCUCCAUCCUCUACUGCAGAGUGUGAUCUCUCUUUCAAUAUUCCAAUUCGACCAAUUAAAUUGAUUUCUCUUCUUGGCCAUGUUGUUUUCGUCCUACCUCUCCUCCUCUUUCCAUCUGGUGACCAGGUCAAUGUGUUUCUCUCAUUCUCUUUGGCAUGUUUUCUUAAUGUGUUAGACAAUUCAGUCCAUCGUCUCUUUUUUAUAUCUAUUGUAAGUGGCUAGCUACUGAAUUUAUGGUAUAAGUUUAUGUUGCUCAUUUUGUUUGACCAGUAGCUUUUUAGUACUUUUCUUGAAGAGCAUCUAUUUUGUCUUUUCAAAUUUCAUUACAAUUGACCAAUCAUUUGCCAUUUGUUUUACUGUUUAAUUUCAUUACUUUUGUGAUUUAUCUUAUUUAUUUUUUAUAUUAUUUUAUUUUUAGACCAAUUUUCUGAGCAAUUGUUUGAAGGUCUUAAGGUUUUUCUCGAAGGUAUCUUUGAAUCUUUACGGCAGUUGAAUAAUUUCUUUCUCAAGCACCAGAUCCUCAAGGCAAUUAUUGAAGUCCCAUCUUAUGCCUUUAUUUCUGGCUUUCAUGAUGGUCCUCAAAACCCAGUCUAGAGCUAUGAUAAAUGGCAACCCAGUGUCUGACUCCGGUUUUGAUUCCAAUUUUUUCAAACUGCACCCCUUUCACAAUUACUUGUGCAUUUCUUCUACAAUACAUUUUUGAUAUUAAUAAUCUUACCCGGGAUACCAUUGAAACUCAAGAUCUUCCACAAAUAUUCUCUAUCAAUAAUUUCAAAAGCCUUUGAAAAGCCAAAAGAAGUUUAAAUACAAUGUCUCAUUUCUUUCAAUGCAUUAUUUUAUGUAAAAUGAGAAUUUGAUUUACAAUGCCACUUCCAAUUCUGAAUCGUGCCUGUUUAUCUCUAAUCAAUUUUGUUUCUUAUUUUAUUAAUAGUUAUUUUUGAGAAAAAUUUUCCCUGAACACAAAGUUAACUAAUUCCUCUCUAGUUGUUAUGGAGUUAAUUUUCCCUUUUUCGGAAUCUACUAUGUAUGCCUCUCUCCACAGGAGGAAUGUACUUUUUCCGCAUUCCAAAUUAGGUUAAACAGCUUAAGUAAUGCCAAAGCUGAGAUUUUUAAAUCCGCUUUUAUAAAUGUUGACGAGAAAAAUUAUUACUGCUUGUUCUUUUGCUUUUCUAUUUUUAAAUAGCAUCUAUUAUUUCUUAGCAAGUGAUUCCUCCCAUACCAAUAUCAAUAUCUCUUUGGUUCUCAAAUGCUGAUGUGAUAUUGUAUUUAUACAGUGAAGCAAAAAUGUUUCAGAAUGUUUGUGAUUGAUUAAAAAGAUCAAUUUCAACAUUUGAGUUUUAAAGAAA